Molecule: messenger RNA, 7883 nt
Organism: Pomacea canaliculata
Lineage: Eukaryota; Metazoa; Mollusca; Gastropoda; Architaenioglossa; Ampullariidae
Product: protein disulfide-isomerase A4-like
Exons: 11
Coding region: 71-1984 (637 amino acids)
Biological process (GO): response to endoplasmic reticulum stress; protein folding
Cellular component (GO): endoplasmic reticulum; cell surface
Molecular function (GO): protein disulfide isomerase activity
Source: RefSeq, a predicted model, not a curated record
UUCCGGCGAGACGAAUCACCCAAAAGCACAUGGAAAAGCUUCCUACCGUUGCAGACGGCUCAAUGCAAACAUGAAAGUGUCCAAGUUUCUAGUUUCAUUGUUCCUUGCAGGCUUGCUGUUGGUUGCCUUUGUGUCCUGUGAUAAUGAAGAUGACGAUGAGGAUACUGAAGCAGAUGAUAAUGAUGCAGAUGAGGAUGGAGAUGACGAUGGUGUUUUGGUCUUGACUAAAGAUAACUUUUCAGACUUUAUCAAAGACACUGAUACAGCACUUGUUGAAUUUUAUGCACCAUGGUGUGGCCAUUGCAAAAGUUUAGCCCCAGUAUAUGCAGCAGCUGCUAAAGAACUGAAAGUGAGUGACCCUCCUGUUAUACUGGCAAAAGUGGAUGCAACUGUAGAAACUGAUUUGGCACAGCAAUAUGAUGUUACUGGCUAUCCAACUCUAAAAUUUUUUAAACGUGGCUCUUCCUAUGAUUAUGAUGGAGGUCGAGAUAAAACAGGAAUUGUGAAUUUUAUGAAAGUUAUUGCCAGUCCUGAUUGGAAACCAGAACCAGAAGCAGUAGUGGUACUUACGCAGGAAAAUUUUACUGAGGUAGUCAGCCGAGAAGAGCUCAUGUUGGUUGAGUUCUAUGCUCCCUGGUGUGGUCACUGCAAACAGUUGGCUCCUAAAUAUGAAAAGGCAGCAAAGCAGUUAAGGCAGUCUGAAUACCCAAUCAUACUGGCUAAAGUUGAUGCCACAGUUGAGACAGACCUGGCAGCUCAGUAUGGUGUGAAUGGCUACCCAACACUAAAAGUUUUUCGUAAAGGAAGGCAGUUUGAUUACAAGGGUCAGCGUGAAACUUAUGAUAUAAUAUCUUACAUGGAAUCUCAGAGGGGUGAUCCAGCCAAGCCAGUUGUAGGCUUGAAAGCACUAAAGGCUUUCUUGAAAGAAGAUGACAUUAACGUGUUAGGUAUCUUUGACAGUGAGACGGAUCCACGCCUGCAGACCUUUCAGGAUUCCUUGCAAGACAUCAGGGAAGAGUACAGAUCUGGUUUUACCACAGAUGAAACUAUAAAGAAUCAUUAUAAAGCCAACUCUGGUUCUGUGCUUGUGAUUAUUCCAGAGCGAUACUACACCAGUUAUGAACCUAAAUGGAAGGUGUUCGAGAUCAAGGAAGACACCAAACCAGAUGAAAUCACAAAGUUCAUUGUUGACAAUGAGUUCCCACUAGUAGGCAGCAUGGAUAGUAACAAUCAGGCCCGCUAUGCCAAGCGCAGCCCUCUGUGUCUGUUCUUUUAUGAUGUAGACUGGGGCUUUGACCAUAGAGAAGCAACCCAAAUGUGGAGAAAGAAAAUUGCAAGCAUUGCAAAGGACUUCAGAAAUAUAACUUUUGCUGUUGCUGACGAGGAGAAAAACAUGCAGAUGCUGAAAGAGCUAGGGCUGGAAGAUUCAUCAGAGGAAAUCAACAUUGGUAUUCUGGCUAAUGGCAAAAAGUACCCCAUGGAACCCAUGGAAGAGUUUGAUCCUGAUGAAGUCAGAGAGUUUCUGAAUCAAUUUUUAAAAGGUAAAGUUGAGCCUCAUAUCAAGUCUCAGCCAGUACCAAAGAAACAGGAGGGUCCAGUAACCAUAGUAGUAGGUAAAAGCUUUGACAAGAUAGUCAAAGACACAUCAAAGGAUGUCCUUAUUGAGCUGUAUGCUCCUUGGUGUGGUCAUUGUAAAAAAUUAGAACCUGUCUACAAAGAUUUAGCAAAGAAGUUAAAGUCUGUCAAAAAUCUUGUCAUAGCCAAGAUGGAUGCCACAGCAAAUGAUGUGCCCUACAACUACCCAGCUGAAGGGUUCCCUACAAUUUAUUUCGCUCCUACAAACAACAAGGACAAGCCACUAAAAUAUGAAGGAGGACGUGAACUCAAAGACUUUAUUUCAUUUUUGAAAGAAAAGGCAACAGUGUCCUUAGGAAAGAUAAAGAUGAAUUGUGAUUGUACAGGUUUGUUUUUUUUUUUUAAAUAAGUUUUUUCAGUUCUUCCUGUUCCUUAUAACUAAGAAUAACUAGAAAAGUACAAAUGAGUUCAAAGGAUGGGAAAAAAAUACCAAAUAAUUUUUGAAACUGUUCCCUCAAAAAUUAUGUUUUCACAGGAUAUAUUUUUCAAAUUGUUUUGGAUAGCUCAUCUCUGGUAUACAAUAGUGUUGGUUACUUAAAAAACUUUUGUUAAGAAAAUAUAUUUUAAAUAUAGAACAUGAUCAGCCAGUGUAAAAAUGAAAUCAAGUGCAUGUUACAUUGAAACUUGUUUGAUCACCUGAAUCAGUGAUCCCAAGAAAGGGUGCAUGCCAAAGAUUUGUGAAUGUUUUUUAGUGUCUUACUAAUUAUUUACGCCCAGAUAUCUGGUAUACUUAUGAUUGUGCCAAAAUUUUUCCCUAAAUCAAAGAUAAUGCUACAAAAGAAGGUUUAGGACGUACAAGAUGACCUAAACAAAAUUUCAUAUUUGUGUUUGAUGCCUUCUGUGAGCUCAGUUUUUAUCCUGGGACAAGGUUGAAAAAAGGCUUUUUGAAAAUUCGCAUGCAAACCAUGGGUCUGUGGUUAGUGUUUUUCUUACUUCACUGAUAAUGCACAGAACAUUUCCAGGAGACUUGACUUCCUUCUGUGACAUAGAACAACUGCUUCUGCUGUUUAUGGUGGGUUAAAAUCACUUUACUAUCUUGGCAAAAAACUUAAAAGGUUACUACUUUUAUCCUUGGCUGCCAUUUUUCAGUAAAUGGUCUAUGAAUGAAUGAGAAAUUGUGUUUUAAUUUUUCAGUGCCUUAUACAAUUAACUAAAUCUUGGGCUCAUGUUAUCAUUCAUUCUUUGCCUUUUCAACUGGAAUUUUGUGUUACAAUAUGAAAAUCAUGCUUAUGGCCAGUUAAAUUUUAUUCAAAAUUUAGCUUGCACAAUUUUUCUGUUUUAUCCCCCAAUAUUUUUCUUGAAAAUAUAUUAUCACUCUUGGUGGUCUGGUACAUAAGGUUAUAUGAUUAGGCUGCAAGGUGUUCCUUACUACUUUUUCCUGUUGUUUGACAGCUAACAUGAUUAUUAAACAUAUAAAAGAUGCAUUGUCAAAAGAGAUCAGCUAUUUUAAGUAAAAACAGUUGAAUUUCCAUUUUUUAGCCCCCCCCAAAAAAAAAAUAAAUAAAAAAAAUUGAUAUGCCCACUAACCAAACCCCAGUUCAAAUCUGACCUUAAAGAAAAAAUCUGAGCCAACACCCAUCCACAACUUUGAUUCACCAUACACAUGCCUCUGUCAGUUAAAAUGGUGUACAUGUCAGUUCAAGUGCAGCCCAAUGAGGUUACUAGCUAUCCUAGAAAUCUCCAUUUUUACUCAGGGGCAUAGAUCAUAAUUGUAAAACAUGCUCUUUGUAAUGUCAGUUUUUUGGCACGAGUAUGAUUUUUGCAGAAGGAUGUUAAUGAAAUAAUCAGCUCUUGACAUACCAGUCUUGGUACACAGUAUUGUUUUUGUUGUUGCUUUUUUUUACCUGUAGCUUUCACAUUUUGAAAAUAACUGCUUGACCAUAUAUGUAAAUGUAGAGAUUAAUAUAAAAGCUGUCAAACAGGUAUGUGUAUCCACAAUCAAAAUAUUUCAAUAUUAAACACUAAACCCUGAAUAUGUAGGACAAAUGAAAAAUCUGAAACCCAUUAUUUUGAAGAAUGCUUUUGAGUUAAAUAUCAUUUAUUGUUUGGGCCUCGUACAAAAAAAGAACUGUACACAGUUAAUAUAAAUACAUGGAAAGGUUUGAAGUGAAAAUAAUUAAAUCUACACCAAAACUUUACUCCAACCUAUUCACACAGGAAAAGUGCAAAAACCAGAUGAAAAUGAGCUGUUAAGUUACAAGGGUGUGAGUGACCUUUGUACAGUAAAGAAAACCUACUCACUUCUGUACAACUGCAUGACUCAAAAUUCGGCAACCAAGCUUCAGACACAAAGCUUACAAAACUGGGAGUAAAAUGCGAAGGGACAUAAGAGUUAUGUUGUGGGACAGCAUAAAUGUUUAAAAAAAAAAACCAAAAACAAAAACAAAGUCCAGUGAGCAUUAAACACUCAUUUCUUGAUCACAUGUUCUAGAACAUAAAAACAUGAAUCACAAAUUUUGGAGGAGACGAAAACUUAAACCAGCUGAUGAUGAAUUUGCUCAUAGAGCUAGUAGCAGCCUCCUGCCUUAAAGCACUCAUUCUCUUGACAACAUACCUGCACACAUUUUCUCAUUUGGCUCAUAAGCUUGGCUGCAAUUCAUGUCUAGGUUGUAACUACCUACAGGCUAGUGAAGCUGAUAACCUGCCCUGCAAUAUGCCUGCCUAAUACUAGUGUACGUGGCCUCAGACCCAUGUGGCAUGAAGUGUCUAUGUUGGAGCACUGUAGUACAUAACAGAGGUUAUCUGCUUGACUAGGUUACAUCAAUUUCUGCCCAAAUAUGUAAUAGGUCAGACUAUGCAAAUUCGACAAACCUUGUUAAAUUCAUUGCCCUUUCCACAACACACUCAUACCUUUCAUAAUGCAGGGGAAAAGUUUAAAAAAAAGGAGGGGGAAUACGACAUAAAUCUGUUAAACUAGCAGUUGUUGACAUCAGUUAGAAAAGUACCUUGAAAAAUCUUAUCUGAUUUUACAUAAGCAGGUACGUAUUUUAAUAUGCAACAAGCCCAAGGAUUACAUGACUUUUAUAGCAAGGGCUUCACAAUAACAACUAAGAAACGGACACACGAUUCCAAGCAUGCUCUGUGGACAGUGUUCCAGCUGCUUGCCUACUACAUAAUGAGAGGCUGGAGACAACUUUGCAAAGGUAUAAUUUUUUUGGUAACUAAUCCUGCAUAGUUUGUCCACACAAACGUUCAAAUACAUUUUAGCCGUUACAUGUAUCUGAAACUGGGAUAAUGAUGACCUCGAGAUAACAUUUGUACAAAUGGGCUAGGAUGAAGAGGUGGUGUCAUUUACACACUUCUAACUAGAAGUCUUUUAAUAUAUACGAGAAAGCAGUCACUGGGUGCCACUAACCUCAGUUUUAUACCAUAGCCAAAUUGCGGAGGGGGAACCUUUUGGUAUUUUGGUAAAAAAUUAACAACAAAUUCUUAAAAGUGGCAUUCUUAUACCUGAAAUUCACUCACUUCAACAAGCAUAUAAGUGUAUGUAUAUAUGCACACAUGCAGUUUGUAUACUUUAAUGUGCAACAGUCAAUACAUUUGCUGACAGCAAAAUUUCCUCUUCCAAGUGAGCUAAAAAUCUUAUAGAAUGUUCAGAAUACUGGAAAAAAGGAAUGUUAAGCUUGCUAUUUACAAUAUUUUUAUAGCAUACUUCCUGCAUUUGACUAGAUUGCAGGAAUAGCAUGACUCAUGCCUUAUUAUUGUUGCUUGCAUCCUUUUAGUUGUGCUAGUGAAAAUACAAAUAUUUCUUGAGGUCUUCUCAAACCUCAAGAUAAUUUUCUCACUAAUAAUAUUUAAAUGAAAGAAUGUAUCAAUUUGUUGUCCAGCUCCAAAGUGCAGAACAGCUGUAUUACAGCAAGUAUAAGCCACCAAAACUUAACUCACAUAAAACGUCAAUAUUUCUGUUUAUGCAAAAUUGAAAAAACACAGAAUACUUUUUUGUUAUUCAAAGAAUGUUCUCUUUGCAUGCAUACAUACAAAAUAUCCCUUGUGUAAUAGACAUGCUCACAGCAAAUAAUAGCACGCUUUGUCUGGACAGCUUAAGUGUCCAUAGUAACUAUUAAAAAUGCAACAUGCUGUAUACCACCAAACCCAAAAGCAAGAUUAACUGCAUGAAAUAUGUGGUGAGCACCACAGAAAAGCACCAAAUCCUACUGUUGUUUAUGAAAGAUAGUUUUUCUGGUUUCUCUUUAUGGUUUGUAGACUUUGAUAUGCUUUAUAAUAUUCUUAGAAUAGUUUUGGCAGCUCCAUGCCAAUUGGAUCUUUUAUUACUUAAAAAUUUCAGCCAAUAGAAAAUGAAAAGCUGAGAAAACAAACUAUUAAGAACUACAAAAUUUCUAGCCUGGUAUAUUAUCAAGUCAAGAGAGACAGUGAACUGGUAUGCCUGAGUGACAAUGUCAUCAUUUUAAUGGUAUAAAGUUGAAGACCACAUACACAAAAAAUACAAUAAAGGAUAAGAGAUGCAACAGAGCAAUUUUGAUUAGUUCCAGUUAGAAAUUAACAAGUCCCAAAAAUUUAACUUUCUGCAUACUAGUAUAUUUAUUAAUAAUGGGCCACACAGUGCUGCCUAUUUCAGAAUGCUUCACUGCAAAGUAUUCAGAGGGAGAAAUCUGUUUACACAUUUACUGAUUAAAAACAAGACAAGAUUAAAAAAGAUAAGAUGGAAAACUUACUGUCUUUCAUUGUACUUAGGAGGCUGCCUUCCACAGGUUUCAAGAUAAUAUAAAAUUUGUGAUUCUACUUUGCAAAAAAAACAAAAAAAAAAAAACACUUAUAAUGCAAGCAAAGAGAACUGUUCCCUGUUCCUGGACUAUGUGGGAGUGGGACGAUUUUGAGUUAAAAAGGAAAUAAGACCAAAGGCAGGUGAACAGAAUUAUGUCAACUCCAAACCAGUGUUUUUGGUGAUGAUGGAGGAAAAGGCUACAUUAAUGAUAUGGCAUUACUGUCAAACAGUAUUUAUUUUUACACUUGUAUGAAGCUUGUUUUAUGAAACACUUAGAAUUUGGAAAGCAGUUUCUGAGUGACAUUGGAAAAUGGACUUCUUUAAUGAUGCAUAAACAUAUUAUGCCUGCUGUUGUAAAAUAGUGAAACUCCAGCAAGCCUUGGCAAGUGAGAAAAAUAAAAUAAAAAAUACAAACCAUUUCAAACGAAAUAAUUUGCAAGGCAAAGCUGAAGGCAAGAAAAUAUUUUUUUUCUCUUGUGUUCCGAUAAAUAGGAGCUGCCAAAUAUUUCUUGUGAUGUUCAGCAUAAACAAUUUCUUCUUCCCAUUGGUCUGUUCAUGAUGUAUUUAAAAGAACAAUCAUCCCAAGGGGUUGCAGAAAGAUUUUAAAGGUUGUACUGAUGGGCCACAGAAUUUUACGUGGUAAAUGAAUAACUACAAAAAUAACCACACACCAAAAAUAAAGAUGAAACAGCUUGUCUUAAAAAAGUAUGAGCAUGUUUGUCACUGUAAACAGUAUCAAAUAAUAAAAACAGACUUCCUCCCAUGAUAUCAUUGUGCUGCCUGUGAAAAUUCUCCUUCUCAUGUGCUUCCUAUGGAAGUACAUUGCAGAGACAGUGUCAGCUGACCGUUCAGCGAUUCUACUUUUUUCACUUUCAUUAUAUUUCUCUAUGGUCUGUUAAUGCAAGACUUUUAUUGACAGGGAGAGUUUAUACAUAUACUGAAUAUCGAUGUACAUGAAAGACAUUUACUUAUAUGCUGUCUCCAGAACAGAUGACAUCACAUUCUAUCCACAAUUAACACAAUGAGGAGAAAAGGGAUAUUCAAGGCCGGCAGCAUUCACAAACCUGCAAAAUUAAAACUUGUCUUAAACCCUAUCAUUUAAAGAAGAGAACAAAAAUGUGGCAAAGCCCAGACAGCCAAGGACAUUAGCAAAUUACAAAGUUGAUGCUGUAUAAAUAGACAACAGAUUAAUACAGGACCAAGUCAUUUAAGUUCCAUGAGCCCAAUCAGGAACCACUUUUAAUAAAGAUGACUGACAAUUUGACAUGGUUCUGAACUGCACAGGUUUCUUGUGCCUGCCUGCAGUGCUAGCAAUUUCAUCAAUGUAACAAAGGUUUGACAUACUGAUGCUAGAAAACAUGAAGUACUUUAAAUGGAACCAUGUAAUGGGAAGCAAGAUAGCUGGCAAAGCAGCACAGCAUAGACAUUAUUUAUAAUGUGCAUUCUUCUGUUGUUUUGUUCACAACAGGAACAGAAGCAGCUUGACAUUUGACAAGCAAAAUCCAUAAAACCCAAGCCAUGCAUU